Molecule: messenger RNA, 942 nt
Organism: Blastomyces dermatitidis ER-3
Lineage: Eukaryota; Fungi; Ascomycota; Eurotiomycetes; Onygenales; Ajellomycetaceae
Product: 5'-methylthioadenosine phosphorylase
Exons: 3
Coding region: 1-942 (313 amino acids)
Biological process (GO): nucleoside metabolic process
Cellular component (GO): cytosol
Molecular function (GO): S-methyl-5-thioadenosine phosphorylase activity
Source: RefSeq, a predicted model, not a curated record
AUGGCAGCCCUCGCAGAAACAUACAAUGACCCAGUCCAUAUUGCUGUUAUCGGCGGCACCGGACUUCGCGAAUUGCCCAAUUUCACGCAAGUCGCAUCCCUCACCAUCACCACACCAUGGGGAUCCCCAUCCUCUCCGAUAGCCAUUCUCCACCACACCUGCUCCACAAGCGGCAAGGUAGUCCCUGUCGCAUUCCUCAGUCGACACGGUCUACACCACGAAUACGCACCACACGAGGUACCUGCGCGCGCCAACAUCGCUGCCCUCCGCUCAAUCGGGGUGCGAAGUAUUGUCGCGUUUUCCGCCGUUGGAAGUUUGCAAGAGGCUAUUAAGCCGCGAGACUUUGUCGUUCCGGACCAGGUUAUUGACCGGACGAAGGGGGUGCGGCCAUGGACGUUCUUCGAGGGUGGCGCGGUGGCACAUGUUGGUUUCGCGGACCCGUUCGAUGAGCAGAUGGCGAAGAUCGUGAGGGCGUGUGGACAUAGUUUGGAAGGGGAUGGGGUCGUGUUGCAUGAUCGUGGUACACUGAUAUGCAUGGAGGGCCCCCAAUUCAGCACGCGCGCAGAGAGUAACCUCUACCGCUCCUGGGGUGGCAGCGUCGUCAACAUGUCCUGUCUUCCCGAAGCAAAACUGGCCCGAGAAGCUGAGAUUGCAUAUCAGAUGAUUUGCAUGUCCACCGACUAUGACUGUUGGCACCCAGAGACGGCAGAUGUCACAGUCGAAAUGGUCAUGGCCAAUAUGAAAAUGAACUCAGUGAAUGCGAGAAACUUCAUCGGUGCGGUGCUCGAUGAACUCACAAAGGAUGAACACGCAGCUCUGGUGCAAGGAAAGCAUCUAGAAGGCACAUGUAAAUUUGGUCUGAGCACGGCUCCUGGACACCUGAGCACGGAAGCCCUUGCGAAACUCGUGUGGCUUUUCCCCGGAUAUUUUAGUAAUAAUUAA